This is a messenger RNA of Salvelinus sp. IW2-2015, 2084 nucleotides long. NCBI's taxonomy places the organism in Eukaryota, Metazoa, Chordata, Actinopteri, Salmoniformes, Salmonidae. The record is from RefSeq and is a predicted model, not a curated record.
CCGUCCUCUUCCCCCUCACUCUGGUAGUGCUGGCAGCAUCCAUCCACAGAACACACACUGUGCUGUCUGUGUUCCAGAGAGAAUAUAUCUGCUCUACACAGGGAGGAGAGGAUUAACUCAACAUCAGCUCAUCUGCAUAUUCCCAGGGAACACAUAAGCACCCAAGGCUUCUUCUCUUCUCUAUCCAACUCCAGCCAUCACAGGACUUGACACUCUCGUCGUUGGAGCACCGUUCAUCCAACUCUCUCUCCUGUGAGAGGAUUUAACGGAGGACACAUCUUUCUACUUUUUGGAUUUUGCCAUUUUUGUGUUUCUUCGCUAAGUUUAGGCUUGUCAAAUUGGAGCAAUGCAAUUCACAUGACAUAGUUUAGACUAGUUCUAAGCAUCCCGUUUUUCUUUUUUUUUCUCCAGAGGACCUCUGACUUUUUUGACUGCUCUAUAGGGCUUGCUGCUUGUUCAUCUGAUUUGGUCAACCUGAGUGUCAGAAUGCCAUCCAGGGAGUCUUACGAGGUCCGGAAGGGAGAGAAGUCUUUGGUGCACAAGGCAAAGCAGGAGGCCAACCAGCAGGACAUACUGGCUGCUGCUCUGGGGAUGAGGAUCUCAGGACCCCAGAAACCUCCAGCCACUAUUUGGCAGCCUCUCAAACUGUUUGCCUAUUCACAGCUCACCUCGCUGGUCCGCAAAGCCGCACUGAAGGAUAACAGCCUGCCGCCCAAGUACGAGAAAGUCCACAACUUCAAGGUCCACACGUUCCGGGGACCUCACUGGUGUGAAUACUGUGCCAACUUCAUGUGGGGGCUGACGGCUCAGGGAGUCAAAUGUGCAGAUUGUGGCCUGAAYGUCCACAAGCAGUGCUCCACUAUGGUACCCUGCAACUGCGUGCCAGACCUGAAACACAUCAAGAAAGUAUACAGCUGUGAGCUCACAACUCUGGUGAAAGCUCACAACACCAAGCGACCCAUGGUGGUGGACAUGUGCAUACAGGAAAUCGAAUCAAGAGGGCUGAAGUCUGAAGGGCUCUACAGAAUAUCUGGAUUCAGCGAUUCAGUCGAAGAUGUCAAGUCGACAUUUGACAGAGAUGGUGAGAAGACAGACAUCUCUGCCAAUGCCUAUGAAGAUAUCAAYAUCAUCACGGGAGCACUUAAACUGUACCUCAGGGAUUUACCCAUUCCUGUCAUCUCAUACGACGCCUACCCCAGGUUCAUCGAGACUGCAAAGCUGGAAGACCCAGAGAAGCGGCUAAAGGCCUUCCGUGAGGCUCUGGAACUGUUGCCUGCAGCACACAGUGAAACCCUGAGGUACCUCAUGGCCCAUUUAAAGAGGGUAACGUUGAAUGAGAAAGACAAUCUGAUGAAUGCAGAGAACCUGGGCAUUAUUUUUGGGCCCACUCUCCUGCGUGCCCCCAACCUGGACGCCAUGACGGCACUCAACGACAUCCGCUACCAACCGCAGGUGGUGGAGUUCCUCAUCAAAAAUGAAGACAUCCUCUUCUGAAAACAAACACAUCCAUUCUGCUAAGAUAAGGAAGACAUCCUCUUCUGAAAACAGACACAUCCAUUCUGCUAAGAUAAGGAAGGAAAGAGACAGAUUUUUUGUAAAACAGCUUGAUGCUGUCUAAACACUUUUUGUGCAAAGACUUGAAGGAACUUUUCUAUUGCAUUUGUAUUACAUAUGAAUCUUUGUAAUUACAUUUGUGAUACAUCCGUUUCCACUCCCAGUUAAGCAAUGCUGAACCUUACUUUUUCCUCCCCUGUAAUGGGUGUGGAUGUACCUUAAACUUGCAUGUCUGUCUCCCCAUUUUUGUCGGGGCUUGUGUAGAACACUGAUGGACCAGACUUGGCCAUGUCUUUAUUUUGUGUAGCUUUGUAGCGGUAACCUAGCAUGCGAUAAAUAUUGUGAAACAUUAACCAGGUUUCCAUCCAACCUUUUAAUGCGUGUAACGUACAUGUCGGAUAAAACAUUUAAUGACAGGCCUGAUGGAAACAGAUCAUUUGUCGGUAAACUUGCCAAAUGUCAACAAAACAAAAUACGCUAGACAAGGUGGGACCUUUUCGUGUCGGUAAAAUUAAUUAUGUGAGAAAUGU